GGGCGGGGGAAUAGGCACUAUAGUUCUGUGGCAAGUAGAGCUGAAAUGAAUUUUCUCCAUUAGAUUUGCCUCAGUGAAUUUUGACGGCAAGAGCAUUCUAUGGGUGGAUGUAUAUCUGGAAAAUAUUUGAUACUGAACUUGCAGUAGGAGUCAACAUAUGACGAACCUCAUCUGUGGCAAUUAGUGUUUGACAAUCUGGCCUGUGAAUGCAACAAGGCCAACUUCCAGUAGUGUAUUUUUUUUUGUAGAUGUUUUCUUAUUUUUAGAACUUGUAGUUUCAUUUUUAGAACUAAGAACUGGUACAUGAGAUUGCUUCGUUCCUCCUCCCACCCAGUCUAUUUUCCUUUCGUGUCAUGUAUUUUUAGAUUAUAAUUCCAAGGGCAGAGGCUACCUUUUCUUUUAGUGAUUUGUUACCUGAUCUAGCAUUCUUUUCCAGUUGAGGGGAUAAAAUUUCUUAAACAACCAACCAAACAGAACACUACCUGAAUUUCCAGAGAACUAAAGGUAUUUUUCACCCUAUGCAUACAUCUUGAAAUUAUUCAUGAUUAGUCACUCCAUGUGAGGAGAUUUGGGGAACGCCUAAUUUUGUAACCUUAGCUCUGGGGCAUACCAGAAGGUUCUUGGUGCCAAGUCAGUUGCUUCUAUUAGAACCGGCUUUCCAAUUCCAUUGGCUGAAGUAAAGAUGCUAAUUUUCUUUUAUACCUUUUGAUUUGGUCAUAUGCUCUGAGAAAACAUAUCUGAGCAGAAAUAAUGACUUCUGUGAAAAAUGAAUAGGCUAUUAAUGGUGGACUUCCCUGUUCCUCGGAAGCCGGGAUGGGCAACCUGCCAUGUCCCACGUCUAGUUGGACUCCGACUCCCAUUGGCCCCAUCUAGCUUGGGCAAUAGGGUGAUGACUUUUUCAUUUUUCUCUCUCAGAAAUUAUUUCCUGUAGCACAAAUGAAUGAACUUGUGCCUAUUAAUGACUAAAAUGAGGUAUAUUCCAUUGAAAUAUUUAAAAAGGUCACGCAUAAACCGUUUUUAUUUUUUUUGCAUGCCGUUUUACCAUUUCAUAAAAUUUAUUAAGAAUUCUAUAUAUAUUUCGUAUCAAAUUUGGACACAACACCACAUUCCACAAUGGGGAAUGUUCUUAGCAACAUAGGGUAUACAAAUGUCACACCUGUGCAAGGUAAAAGCCCCUUUUGGGGACCUCAAAACUCAGCCAGCAGACCCUGCCGGACAUGCUGGGGGAAAAAACCUACAGGAGAGGUAGCAAAACAUCGUCCUCUAGCGGCGUCUAUACUGUUACUGCAGCUAAAAAAAGCUUCCUUGUGUGUUUGAUGACCCUGUAUAAUGUUGUAUAUAUGUGACUCUAAAGCUUGGGUUCAAUUUUAUAUCUGCUUACAGUGACUUCAAAAAUGGUCAAAAAACUGGUAAAUAAAAUUUUAAAAAUCAUUUUGUGUGUGAGGUUUUUUUAAAUCAAAUCUCUUUGAAAGUAAGAUUUUAUUUAAUUUUUAAUGAAAGCUCAUCAAAUUAUGAUUCAGGGAAAUGAGGUUGUAAAAAAGUCAUCACCCUAUUGGGCAAUGUUCAGGGAUGAUGGGAGUUGUAGUCCAGCAAACCCCUGGAGGGCCGCUGGUUCCCACCUCUCUUUAAAAUGCAUGAAAAAGUAGCAAAACAUGCACAAUUGUUAUUCAAUCUCAAGAGGACAGUCAAUCUCAAGAUUUCUUGGUUUGGGAGCCUUUGCAGUUAAAAAAACGAAUGAUAUUCGUCGUGUAUAGACGUGUGCUUGGAAGAGUUUAAAUGGACAUUAGCAGAAGGUGUGGCAAGAAUCCUGGGUUGUGACCUCUGUUGGGCCAAAUUUUGUCGCUGACGUGCUUCAGAGUAAAUAAGCGAGGUAUUGUUUUCAACCAGCUAUUACUUAUUUGUUUGGAAGUGUCCUGGAAAUGUUGCUCUGGGUUCUGCCUCCUCCCUGCCCCUCUCUUAUCUUACAAUACAUCGACUUUUCUAAUUGUCCUGUCAUUCAAAAUGGCUUCUUUUUUCCCCCCAGGCCCUCCUGCCACUUGCGCUAAUGUCAUGUUUUUUUAGUAGCAAGCCUUGCUCAUGUUUUGGUGCAAAUUCCCUUUUGUUCCCAUGACCCCAUGUAGUCUUCUGACCUAGAAUGUUCCACAUUGCUCCUUGCUCGGCGGUUCAAGCAUCGCCGCUAACACGCUUUGAUUCCCGAGUCCUUCCAUUUUUUUAAAAAAUAAUUUUUAUUAGUUUUAUAUAACAACACAAAAAGACAAAACAUUAAAAGAAAACAUUUCUGCCCACCUUCCCCCCCUCCCCCCGCAAGUCCCCUUCUGCCACAAGUGGAUCCUGCGGGUGUUGAGAGUCGAAGGUAGUCCAUUUUAAAGCUGGGUUUGUCCUCACCCCCCUCUCCCCAGCCCCUGCCACCAGGGGGCCCCGAGACAUAAGGAGAGAUUGGGAUAGGGAACCCCCCCAACCAUUUAUAUCUUUCAGCAUAGUAGACAGACAAACAAACAAAUAAAAAUUUCAAAUUCUUAAUUUGUUAGACAUUGUAAUUGUGACUUCCUCAGAUCCCUUCUUCCUGAUUUUCAUAAUUCUAAAAUAUAAUUAUGGCGGGUUUCUUAUUCUUAUUUCCAAUUCUAAUUCUUAAAACUCAACAUUAUUUUCCUCCUUCUUCGUGCCACCUCCCCACAGGUCCCCUCCUGCCACAAGAGGCACCCAUGAGGUGCGACCAUCCAAGGGAGGUCUGAUUUGUAAUUGGGUUUCCUUCCACCCCUCCCUCCCCACCCCAAAGCCCCCCGAUUCCCGAGUCCUUCCAACUUCCCUCAGCCUUUUUCCUCUCAGCGUUAUUUUCGAAAUGUGGCUUCGUUGUUUUGACCUUUUUCUCGAGCCACACCAUCCAGCUGUUCUGGAUGGAAAUUCGGAAAUGGCGUGGUGGCGGUUUUGAGGCGGUGGCGUUGAAGCAAAAGUUCGUUGUUGAGCAAAACUUCUAUUUCUUCAAGCGCCUAGCUGCUUUAACGAGUGGGUUCAACUUCCCUGGUGCGAGGAAAACAGGAACCUGGCUAUUACCAAGGUGAUGCCAUUGGUCCAUCUAGUUUAGUGCUAUCUACACUGACUGGCAGCAGCACUGCAGGUUUUCAGGCAGGGAUAUGCUGGGUGUUGAACCUGGGACUUUGUGCAUGUGAAACAUGUGCACAUUCAACCCUGAGCUACGAGCCUUUCUCACAGAUAACCGUUUCCAACAUUUGUAUAACCAGCAUGAUCUAGCCUUGCCGGCAUCUGUCUGUCUCGAGAGACAAUGGAGGAGUGUGCCUUUGGGCGAGAAGUCAAACUGUUGGGACCGAUGCAGGAGAGACAUGUUUUGUUGCAGCUGGGGCAGGUGAAGUUCUUCUGAUGCUCUGUGUCCUAUUGAUUAAAAUCAGCAGGAGUUAAAACCAUGCUCGGUGUGGACUGCAGCGUGCCCUUAGUUUGCAGGGGGUGUAAUGGGUACAAACUGUUGUAACAUCAGCACCACCUUCCGCCCUGCCUUGCUUCUUGUUCUGUGAAUAAAUUCAUUGUCCACAUUUAAAAUAAAAUAAAAAAAUCGUCCAUCAGAAUCAGAUAUGUUAACUGUCGUGCAUGCCAGGUUCUCUACGGAUGGCACUGAUUUGGCUUGAAUAAUAAAGAUAUCAGCCUGUAUUCCUGGAGUAAUGCUGCAUUAAUCAGACUUGCUGGAAUGAUCACAUGGUAUUUUAUUGCCUUUCCCUGCGAGCUGCUGCUUGUCAGCAGCUGGUUGAGCUGCAGGCUGCAGGCCAGUAUCUGCAGCCUCUUUUCUCCCAGAAGCUUUCCAGCACAUAGCUCUCAGUUAUGUCUGCAGCUUGACCAACUAAAUGUUUCUCCUGCGCCUUACGGAGUGGAUUUUGCAGACCUCAAAGGCCUGUGUAUUAUUCGUUCCUAGGCCAUGUAUGCAUUUGAAGAAUUCAGUGAACAGAGUAUUUGCCAAGCCCGGGCGUCAGUUAUGGUCUACGACGAUACCAGCAAGAAAUGGGUGCCAAUAAAGCCCGGCCAACAAGGCUUCAGCCGAAUCAACAUCUACCACAACACUGCCAGUAACACAUUUAGAGUAGUCGGAGUUAAACUACAAGAUCAGCAAGUAGUGAUCAAUUAUUCAAUUGUGAAAGGACUAAAGUACAACCAGGCGACACCAACAUUCCAUCAGUGGCGCGAUGCGCGGCAGGUCUAUGGGCUGAACUUCGCCAGCAAGGAGGAGGCGACCACGUUCUCAAACGCCAUGCUGUUUGCCCUGAAUAUCAUGAACUCUCUGCAGGAUGGAGGUCCAACAACCCAACGCCAGGUUCAAAAUGGACCCUCUCCAGAUGAAAUGGAGGUUCAGAGACGGCAAGCCAUGGAGCAGCAGCAGCGCCAGGAAUCUCUGGAAAGAAGGACCUCUACCACAGGCCCCGUCCUUCCACCAGGCCACCCCUCGGCUGGGAUACCCACUUCCUCUGGUGGUCCACCUCCGCCUCCUCCCCCGCCUCCUCCCCCUUCGGGCACUGUGCCACCCCCGCCGCCCCCCUUGCCAGCAGGCGUCGGAGGGUCCGGCACUGACGACGGGUCCGUGUCGGGACUAGCGGCAGCUCUGGCUGGUGCCAAACUAAGGAGAGUACAACGGCCAGAGGACGCAUCAGGAAGUGGUGCUUCCAAGGGCGAUGCCAAUCGGACGAGUAGUGGUGGAGGCGGACUAAUGGAAGAAAUGAAUAAACUACUGGCAAAAAGGAGGAAAGCAGCGUCACAGUCGGACAAGCCAGCUGACAAAAAAGAAGAGGAAAGCCAAAACGAAGAGGCUAGCACCUCUCCUUCCCCCAGUACGCGAGGCCCUGUUCAGCAGCAAAAUUCCUCAGCAGAUGCUGGAAAGAAGCCUUGGGAGAGAAGCAACUCUGUGGAAAAACCCGUCACUGCGCUACUCUCUAGAAAUCCAUCAGUGGGGAGGAGUCCUGAACCAAAGAGCCCCAUUCAGUUCCAACCAUCCUUUAGGAUGAAGCCUGCAAGCAGCAGCAAUGACGUGGCCAUGGACACCUUAGAUUUUGAUCGCAUGAAACAAGAAAUAUUGGAGGAAGUUGUAAAAGAAUUACACAAAGUAAAAGAAGAGAUAAUCGAUGCCAUCAGGCAAGAGUUGAGUAGAAUCAGCACGACAUAAUGGCCAUGGAACCAUGCUAGAAGCCACCUAGGAUGUGAAAGGCAACUGGAUCGUUUCCGAGCAUCCCAAGACCAUGCGAGAUGGUGAAAGAGGACUCCUGGCUCUUGUCUUUUGUUCUUAAAUCCUUUUUAUUAGCAGACUCAGCAGACUUUGAGGCUUGCUGCUGCCUUGGAUUUGCGUCAUUAAAAAAAACAAAAAAACAAAGAGAGAGAGAAGUCUUAAAAUCUUAAAAAAGAAAAUAUUAAAAUUUAAAUUUCUGGAUUUUUUAAAAUUUCAUCUGACAAUGCACAUCAGAGUCGGUCAGCCUUUUUGUAUUUUGUAUUUGCUUAUUUAAAUGUAUGACUUUUUUUUUAGUAUAUAGUAGGUAAGGAAACACGUGAACCAUUCGCUUUUACUAGAUGACUUCAGAGUAAUUUUACUGGUAGACUGCAAUGUAAAUGAAGACCUUUUUUUUUUUUUUGCCAACAAAACCUUAUUUGUGGCAUCACCUGAAGAGGCCGAACGAUGCCCAGCUGUCAGACAGCAAGUCCCUGGUCUCAGAGCUAUCACAAUAUUACAGCGGUACAUCAUUGCUUCACAGUAUCUGUGUUCAUAUUGGUAAUAAACUGUUCAUUGUC
This is a messenger RNA of Zootoca vivipara (common lizard), 5775 nucleotides long. RefSeq names its product Enah/Vasp-like (gene EVL). The record is from RefSeq and is a predicted model, not a curated record. Gene Ontology annotation, molecular function: actin binding; profilin binding; SH3 domain binding. NCBI's taxonomy places the organism in Eukaryota, Metazoa, Chordata, Lepidosauria, Squamata, Lacertidae. Gene Ontology annotation, cellular component: cytoskeleton. Gene Ontology annotation, biological process: actin polymerization or depolymerization; protein homotetramerization; positive regulation of actin filament polymerization.